AUGCGCCAUCCUUGGGCCUUGGGCCGCGCUGCGAGGAGGAAGCUUACUCUCGGUUGCGCUGCAGCAAAUGCUGCAACUCUGCUGCUGCGACCAGAAACUCCUGCAGCAGCAGCUGCUGCUGCUGGUGCUGCGGGGGAAUGCAACAUCCUCACAUGCUGCCGCUCUGUCUGCCGCCUCUCCAUGGGCGACGUAGGAAGAGCCCUUCUUGCGUGCAAAGGAGCACGGCCCUUUCUGCAGCAACAGCGAGACCGCCAGCAGCAGUUGCUGCUGCUGCAGAUGAAAUGUUUCGGUGCGGGCCACUCCACUGCUGCAUACACCGGCAGCAGCAGCAGGCUGUGGUUCCUGUCAGCACCGCAUAGGUUUGCUGCCGCUGCUCAGGCGGCUCCAAGUAUUCGCUCAUCCGCUUCAGGCGUCAGUGUUUCUGUGUCUCGUGCCUUAUGCACGCAACGACAGGCGCACGGGCUGCUGCAGCGGCAGCAGCAGAGGCAGCAGCUGGUGCAGCAGCAGCAAGUACAGCAAGUGCGGGGCAUCAGCACGAAACGUCGUCGUUACUUCAAGAUGCGGAAGUUCCACAAGAAGAAGUACAAGAAGAAGCUGAUGCGCGCGAAGAAAGUGCCAUUUGUAGAGGUUAAUCGGCCAAAGAGGACAUGGAAAACGCUACGGCAGAUGCAGCUGAUUAGAAAACAGUUUCGAAGAGGCAUUCCAGGCAAAGGCGCGCGAAUGCUGCGUCUUAAGCGGCAGCGUUAG
This is a messenger RNA of Eimeria acervulina, 747 nucleotides long. RefSeq lists its product as hypothetical. Bases 1 to 747 code for a protein of 248 amino acids. NCBI's taxonomy places the organism in Eukaryota, Apicomplexa, Conoidasida, Eucoccidiorida, Eimeriidae. The record is from RefSeq and is a predicted model, not a curated record. The transcript has a single exon.